Messenger RNA from Owenia fusiformis, 1269 nucleotides. The record is from the annotation of a GenBank genome assembly. NCBI's taxonomy places the organism in Eukaryota, Metazoa, Annelida, Polychaeta, Sabellida, Oweniidae.
GUACUAUUCAGUUAUAUGCAUUUAAGUUCAGAAUGAUCAAACCACAGAUAUUUUGUUUAAUUGUUCUUACAGGAUUCAUUUAUGUUUUACUAAUCUGUUUCUUUAUGACCUUAUUCGGCCAUGAGGAAAUACAAAUACAAUUUAUUCCAAGAUUUAUACCACCGGAUUACGCAGGAGUCAAGUCAACAAGGAUAUAUACAUCGACAAAAACUGAAACUGAUGCUGUUGAUGACGUAAGCAAAAACAGCGAUUCAGUUGUGGAUAUCAUUACUACAGCUAUAAACCUAAAUACUUCAGCUGUGACUCUUGCCACUGCAGCUGUGAAUAUCAACACUUCAGUUGCGAAUCUUAAAAUUGCAGUAAAGACAACUAUUCGUGAUAAAACAGACGCGAGACUGGUUGAAAAACUAUUGAAAACAGACGAGACUGAAGUGAUUAAAAUAUUACUCUGGAAUGUUACUGACUGUGAUACUCACAAGUGUAUUGUUCCACUUGGAUCUGCACCUUUCGAAGAUUGCGAAAUACCACAUUGCGAAUUAACAACAGACCAUUCGCAAAUAGAAAACGUUCAGAAUGUAAUGUUUCACACAUGUGAGAAGAAAAGUUUAGUCGGUGAGUGCGGGCUCCCAAAAUACAGAUCGCCCAAGCAGAAGUGGAUAUUUUGGUGUCGAGAGCCACCUAGUAGCGGCCAACAGUAUAGACACAGGGCAUUAACUAAUGCAUUUAAUUUUACUAUAACAACUAGGUUAGACUCUGAUUUCCAUGCCUACCAUGGUGUAUUUAAAGUUAAUCCGAAUCCUCCAAAAACCCUUCCAGACUACGCAAAAGGCAAAACCAAGAUGGCGGCAUGGAUUGUCUCACACUGUAAAACUCAAAGCAGACGGGAGUUAUAUGUGCAGCGAUUGCAAAAGUAUAUGCCAGUAGACAUAUAUGGUAAAUGUGGUCGUCUGGAGUGUCCUAGUGGAAGUCUCGAUGAAAAGUUUGAAUGUUUUGGUUAUAUAGGCGCAACCUACAAGUUCUACAUUGCAUUCGAGAACUCUGAUUGUAGGGAUUACGUCACUGAAAAAGUAUGGCGGAACGCAAUUAUGAUGGACACAUUGCCAGUAGUGCGUGGAUUUUAUAACAACUUCGAGACAAUACUACCACCAGGCUCCUACAUUCACACUAACGAUUUUCCGAAUCCUAAAGCACUUGCCGAUUAUCUGAUAUACCUAGACAAAAAUGAUACAGCAUACAAUGAAUACUUCAAAUGGAAGCUAACAUAUAUGC